Ylistrum balloti is the source of this 1124-nucleotide messenger RNA. RefSeq lists its product as uncharacterized. The record is from RefSeq and is a predicted model, not a curated record. Lineage: Eukaryota; Metazoa; Mollusca; Bivalvia; Pectinida; Pectinidae. Bases 64 to 729 code for a protein of 221 amino acids. Gene Ontology annotation, molecular function: protein binding. Gene Ontology annotation, biological process: signal transduction. The transcript has 3 exons.
CGCGCUCUGAAUUGCGCUUGAAAGUUGAACCGAAAGUAAACGCCAAUCCAGCAUAUAAGAACAAUGGCAGAGGCAACAGUUUCGUUGACUCCACUGGAGCAACAGAAAAUAGAAGCAAAUUAUGCCAAUAUAGUGACUGAUGUUCGAGCUGAAGAUAUUAUGGACAAAUUUGUUGAUGAAGGUUUCUUCACCAUAGCAGAUGUAGUUGACGAAAUCAUGAAGGAAAAUUCUGGCCGAAUGGAACGGCUUGUUUCGCUGCUUUCUAACAGCAAGCAAAAAGCAGGAGUAUUUAAUUUCUUUGUAAAACAACUAGAAGAUAAUCGUCAUGAAAAAUUGGCCAGACAAAUAAGAGAAACAGAGAAAAAACCCACUCAAGUCACAGAAGGCAGAGAAGAUUCAUUUGGGUAUCUGGAUAUUCCUGAUAAAUUGAAAGACAGAAGAGUGACAGAGGAACAUGCCAUGUUUCUGUCAAAAGCAGUUCCUAAAUCACAUGAAUUUGGAGAUUGUCUUUCUUUGGGGGAGACAGAAAUCUCACACAUUCAAGCAGAAUAUGGAAAGUUUAGACCAUCAACAGUUAUACAGCAACUCAUCCUCAGGUGGAGAGCCAAGGAAGGCAGCUCAGCAAAGCUCAAAAAUCUACUUGAUAUUUUUCAGAAAAAUUCAGACAAAUUUGGCCUUGAUUUUAAUGCAUAUCAAACAGCAUUAGAAAAGAUUAGUAGGAGGUCAUGAACUAAUUUCCUUAUUGUUUAUUAUUUAUAAUUGAUUACAGGAUCUUGCAUCAGAUUUUACUUCAUACAAGAUGUAUGCUGUGAUGUAUAUAUGUAAAUAUAACCCACGGUUGUAUAUACCAGGUUUACCCGAGUGUCAUUAUAAUGUUGUACCCAUUAUGUUAAAUAAGACAAUCCAUUGAAGAUGACUGUUAGGCCUGAAAACAUUAUCAUUACUCAACAUUUGUUUGUUGAACUUAUUUUUCAAUUACAUCUCAUAAAAACCAGUAUACAGUCUACACAUAAACAAGUUGAAAAAACACCCAUGAGAUUAUUAUGUAAUGAUGAUGUAAUGAUGAUGUGAUGAUGAUAACGAUGGUGUGUUGAUGUGAAUGUGAUGAUAAUGUAUAGUUUGUU